Quercus lobata is the source of this 1585-nucleotide messenger RNA. Its product is annotated as phosphatidylinositol/phosphatidylcholine transfer protein SFH2-like. The record is from RefSeq and is a predicted model, not a curated record. Bases 365 to 1210 code for a protein of 281 amino acids. The transcript is spliced from 10 exons. Lineage: Eukaryota; Viridiplantae; Streptophyta; Magnoliopsida; Fagales; Fagaceae.
UUCUUCCUUCAGCAAGACUGAAAAGCCUUUAUAUUCUACACACUCAUCUUGUGAUCCCAAAGAAAGUGAUUUAGAGGUUGUUUUGAAAAUCCGAGAGCUUUUACAGUGAGUCCACUCCAUCAAAUCUUUAAGGAGGUCCUUGGAGUUUCAAGGGUUCUGGUUCAUGUAGAUGAGGUUUGUUUGUGGAGGAUUUUGACUUUGGAAGAUUCUAGAGGUUCUAUGGUUGUUGCAGUAGGCAGGCAAACAAGUCGUUUCAGAGGUUGCAGCAGAUUCUAGUGCAAAGAAUGUUCAUCAAGGGUAUCCAACUGAAAAUCUAGCACGUUUCCUAAAAGCAAGGGAGUGGAAUGUUCCCAAAGCCCACAAAAUGUUGUUGGACAGUUUAAACUGGAGGGUACAGAAUGAGAUUGACAACAUCUUAGCAAAACCCAUAGGCCCUACUGAGCUGUACAGAGCAGUGCGUGAUUCACAGCUUAUAGGACUGUCAGGUUACUCAAAAGAGGGACUGCCUGUCUUUGCAAUUGGUGUUGGGCUCAGCACGUUUGACAAAGCAUCUGUACACUACUAUGUGCAGUCACACAUUCAAAUCAAUGAAUAUCGGGACCGUGUAAUUUUGCCUUCUGCAUCUAAAAAAUAUGGGCGGCCUAUUACCACUUGUGUAAAAGUUUUGGACAUGACUGGCCUAAAGCUUUCAGCACUGAGUCAGAUUAAGUUAUUGACAAUUAUAUCGACUAUUGAUGACUUGAACUACCCAGAGAAGACAAAUACAUAUUACAUUGUAAAUGUUCCGUAUAUAUUUACAGCAUGUUGGAAGGUUGUCAAGCCACUUUUGCAAGAAAGGACAAGGAAAAAAGUUCAGGUCUUGCCAGGUUGUGGACGAGAUGAGCUCUUGAAGAUAAUGGAUUAUGCUUCUCUCCCACAUUUCUGUAGAAAUGAAGGCUCUGGAUCAUCUCGGCAUUCAGAGAAUGGAUAUGAAAAUUGCUAUUCCUUGGACCAUCACUUCCAUCAACAGCUCUACAACUACAUAAAGCAGCAAGCUUCAAAACGUGAACCUGUUGCGCCCAUAAAACAUGGUUCCUUUCACGUGGAUCUGCCUGAACCUGUUGCAGAAGGAACGGAGAUUGCUAAAACCAUAGAAUCUGAGUUACACAAGUUUGGGAAUGGGAACGGGAUAUCUGGCUCGCUAAAUGGGCUCAAGAUUAACAAUGAUUGAAAUUAUGUAGCUCAAUUUCUUUCAUCAUUUGCAGUGAUACACGUGAAAAGCCUUGAUGAAUGCCCAUUCACGUUUUUGGAGCUGUGGUAGAAGGCAUAUGGUCUUCCUGAUCCACCAUUCUAGUUAUACCAUAUAAAUGUAAUAAUAGUGGCUUAUGUUAUCCGAAAAUGAAUUCCAAUGGGAAAAUCUAUAUGGUGUAUGUAACUUGACAUAUUGGCUGGAUAAUCAGUUUAUAAGAUACCCUCAGCCUGACAAUUCUCUAGAGAAUUGCAUUUGUAGUUUGCACAGAUUUAAGUCUAAUAUUACUAGGGCAGAAGAAUCUGUUUCAGAAAUUAGCAGUUUGUAGCUUUGACUGUUAACUAUUGGUUUGAUUUA